CUUAACCCUGUCAACCACUGAUAUGGUCAGUGAAUGCAUCACAGACAUAGUUAGUGAAUGCAUCACAGAUCUGGUCAGUAAAUGCAUCACGGAUCUGAUCAGUGAAUGCAUCACAAAUAUGGUCACUGAAUGCAUCACGGAUCUGGUCAGUGAACGUUUCACAGAUCUGGUCAGUGAAUGCAUCACGGAUCUGGUCAGUGAAUGCAUCACUGAUCUGGUCAGUGAAUGCAUCACUGAUCUGGUCAGUGAACGUUUCACAGAUCUGGUCAGUGAAUGCAUCAAGGAUCUGGUCAGUGAAUGCAUCACUGAUCUGGUCAGUGAACGUUUCACAGAUCUGGUCAGUGAAUGCAUCACGGAUCUGGUCAGUGAAUGCAUCACGGAUCUGGUCAGUGAAUGCAUCACAGAUCUGGUCGGUGAAUGUUUCACAGAUCUGAUCGGUGAAUGCAUCACUGAUCUGGUCAGUGGACGUUUCACAGAUCUGGUCAGUGAAUGCAUCACGGAUCUGGUCAGUGAAUGCAUCACUGAUCUGGUCAGUGAACGUUUCACAGAUCUGGUCAGUGAAUGCAUCACGGAUCUGGUCAGUGAAUGCAUCACUGAUCUGGUCACUGAAUGCAUCACGGAUCUGGUCAGUGAACGUUUCACAGAUCUGGUCAGUGAAUGUAUCACGGAUCUGAUCAGUGAAUGCAUCACAGAUAUGAUCAGUUAUUGCAUCACAGAUCUGGUCAGUGAAUGCAUCACGGAUCUGGUCAGUGAAUGCAUCACUGAUCUGGUCAGUGAACGUUUCACAGAUCUGGUCAGUGAAUGCAUCACGGAUCUGGUCAGUGAAUGCAUCACUGAUCUGGUCACUGAAUGCAUCACGGAUCUGGUCAGUGAACGUUUCACAGAUCUGGUCAGUGAAUGCAUCACGGAUCUGAUCAGUGAAUGCAUCACAGAUAUGACUAGUGAAUGCAUCACGGAUCUGGUCAGUGAAUGCAUCACGGAUCUGGUCAGUGAAUGCAUCACGGAUCUGGUCAGUGAACGUUUCACAGAUCUGGUCAGUGAAUGCAUCACGGAUCUGAUCAGUGAAUGCAUCACAGAUAUGACUAGUGAAUGCAUCACGGAUCUGGUCAGUGAAUGCGUCACAGAUCUGAUCGGUGAAUGCAUCACAGAUAUGAUCAGUUAUUGCAUCACAGAUCUGGUCAGUGAAUGCAUCACAGAUAUGACCAGUGAAUGCAUCACAGAUCUGGUCAGUGAAUGCAUCACAGAUAUGAUCAGUUAUUGCAUCACAGAUCUGGUCAGUGAAUGCAUCACAGAUAUGACCAGUGAAUGCAUCACGGAUCUGAUCAGUGAAUGUUUCACUGAUCUGGUAGGUGAAAGUUUCAUGUAGUUGG
This is a messenger RNA of Fundulus heteroclitus (mummichog), 1370 nucleotides long. RefSeq lists its product as uncharacterized. NCBI's taxonomy places the organism in Eukaryota, Metazoa, Chordata, Actinopteri, Cyprinodontiformes, Fundulidae. The coding region runs from base 23 to 1366 and encodes 447 amino acids. The record is from RefSeq and is a predicted model, not a curated record. The transcript is spliced from 2 exons.